Messenger RNA from Diprion similis, 1349 nucleotides. It is a transcript of the gene Uba5, whose product is annotated as ubiquitin-like modifier-activating enzyme 5. The record is from RefSeq and is a predicted model, not a curated record. Gene Ontology annotation, molecular function: UFM1 activating enzyme activity. Gene Ontology annotation, biological process: protein ufmylation. Bases 91 to 1269 code for a protein of 392 amino acids. NCBI's taxonomy places the organism in Eukaryota, Metazoa, Arthropoda, Insecta, Hymenoptera, Diprionidae. The transcript has 6 exons. Gene Ontology annotation, cellular component: cytoplasm; cytosol.
UGUCAAGAUUAGCGUUCAGCUGUGUAAAGUGACAGCUGGCGGAAUAUCGCAGCUUUCAACGUGAUUUUACAGAAAAAACAAAUCCGAAAGAUGGAUACCGUAGAAAAAUUGAAAUCUAGAAUCGCGGAAUUAGAGAUUGAAUUAGCAAACGAGAAGAGUAAAAAUGCCGCACCUGUCAGGCAAAAAAUUGCUCAAAUGUCAAGCGAAGUUGUUGACUCAAAUCCUUACAGUCGACUUAUGGCGUUAAAGCGUAUGGGCAUUGUUGACAACUAUGAAAAAAUCAGAGAGCUGACUGUCGCCGUUGUGGGAGUCGGAGGCGUCGGAAGUGUAACUGCGGAAAUGCUCACAAGAUGCGGUAUCGGCAAGUUGGUUCUUUUCGACUACGACAAAGUCGAACUGGCUAAUAUGAACAGGCUCUUCUUUCAACCGCAUCAGGCUGGCUUGAGCAAAGUUGAUGCAGCUGCAAAAACGUUACAAGCCAUUAACCCAGAUGUGGAAAUAGAAACUCACAACUAUAAUAUUACAACUGUUGAUAACUUUCAACACUUUAUGGAUACCAUCAGUAAAUCAAGCUUGAAAAAUGGAGCAGUAGAUUUGGUAUUGAGCUGCGUUGAUAAUUUUGAAGCCCGUAUGGCUAUAAACACAGCUUGCAAUGAACUCGAUCAAAAGUGGUUUGAGAGUGGAGUAUCAGAAAACGCCGUUUCUGGACAUAUACAGUUUAUUGUACCUGGAGAGUCCGCUUGUUUCGGUUGUGCGCCUCCUCUAGUUGUAGCUGCAAACAUAGAUGAGAAGACAUUGAAACGCGACGGAGUUUGCGCAGCAUCUCUGCCUACGACAAUGGGAAUAGUAGCUGGAUUUUUAGUCCAAAACACUUUGAAAUAUCUUCUGAAUUUUGGUGAUACGUCUUUUUAUUUGGGCUACAACGCAAUGCUGGAUUUCUUUCCAACGAUGACGCUCAGACCGAAUCCAAACUGUGAUGACAGAUACUGCCGACAAAGGCAGCAAGAAUAUCAGGCUAGACCGAAGGAUAUUACAGUCUUAAAAGAGGAAGUCGACGAUACGCCUUUACACGAAGAUAACGAAUGGGGUAUUUCUCUCAUCGAUGAGACAGUAUCAGAUAUCGAAGACACAUCAGCGACUGUUAAUAUCGGAGUCAGACAAGCCUAUACAUUGCCAGAACGACCUACCGAUCCUGAACCUGAGAUUGUAUCAACUGAAACGAGUGGUCCUAGUCUCGAAGAGCUAAUGGCUCAGAUGAAAUCAAUCUAAAUCUGUACAAAACAAUGUAAAACCUGUGCUGAGUUGUACUGAUCACAAAGUCGUAAAUAUGAAUCAUUCCACGUCACAAA